Molecule: messenger RNA, 1050 nt
Organism: Colius striatus (speckled mousebird)
Lineage: Eukaryota; Metazoa; Chordata; Aves; Coliiformes; Coliidae
Gene: MOS
Product: MOS proto-oncogene, serine/threonine kinase
Exons: 1
Coding region: 1-1050 (349 amino acids)
Biological process (GO): protein phosphorylation
Molecular function (GO): ATP binding; protein kinase activity
Source: RefSeq, a predicted model, not a curated record
AUGCCAUCACCCCUUCCUUUUAACUGUUUUCUUUCUUUUGAGUUUUCCCCAUCUGCAGAUUUGCGGCCCUGCAGCAGCCCUUUAGUUAUCCCUGGCAAAGACAGCAAAAGCUUCUUGGGGGGAAGUACUUCAGUCAGGACUCGCCGCCUGCCUCCGCGCCUGGCCUGGUGCUCCAUUGAUUGGGAUCAGCUCUGCCUCCUACAGCCCCUAGGCUCUGGAGGAUUCGGUUCUGUCUAUAAAGCCACCUACCAUGGUGCCACUGUGGCUGUGAAGCAGGUGAAGAAGAGCAGCAAAAACUGCCUGGCAUCACGACAGAGCUUCUGGGCUGAGCUGAACGUAGCCAGGCUGCAGCACAACAACGUGGUACGUGUGGUGGCUGCCAGCACGUGUGCUCCAGCCAGCCAGAACAGCCUGGGCACCAUCAUCAUGGAGUACGUGGGCAACAUCACCCUGCACCACGUGAUUUAUGGUACUGGUGAUGUGUGGAGACAGCGGGAGGAUGACGAAGGAGGAUGUGGAAGGAAGGCUUCAAGCUUGGAACAGACUAUGUGCCAUUCCUGUGACAUUAUGACUGGCUUAGCAUUUCUCCACUCCCAGGGUAUUGUGCACUUGGACCUGAAGCCUGCAAAUGUCUUCAUCACUGAGCGGGGAGUGUGCAAGAUUGGAGACUUUGGGUGCUCCCAGAAACUGGAUGAGGGCUUGUCCCAGAGUCCCCACGCUUGCCAGCAAGGGGGCACGUACACCCACCGUGCUCCCGAGCUUCUCAAGGGGGAGAGAGUCACCACCAAAGCAGACAUCUACUCCUUUGCCAUCACCCUCUGGCAACUCGUCGCACGGGAGCAGCCUUAUGUGGGCGAGCGGCAGUACGUGCUCUAUGCUGUGGUAGCCUACAACUUACGCCCUUCGCUGGCCGCUGCUGUCUUCCAUGAGUCACCAGUGGGCCAGAGGCUCCACAGCAUCAUUAGCUGCUGCUGGAAGGCUGUGGCAGAGGAGCGCCCUAGUGCAGCCCAGCUGCUCCCCAGCCUCAGGGCCCUCAAGGGCAGCUCCUAG